Molecule: messenger RNA, 7090 nt
Organism: Drosophila erecta
Lineage: Eukaryota; Metazoa; Arthropoda; Insecta; Diptera; Drosophilidae
Gene: Mur2B
Product: mucin-5AC
Exons: 5
Coding region: 604-6429 (1941 amino acids)
Cellular component (GO): extracellular region
Molecular function (GO): chitin binding
Source: RefSeq, a predicted model, not a curated record
GAAUCGGUUUCGUUCUGGCCACAACCAUUGAUCACGUCUUAGCCGGCUGCAGAUCCCGGAUGGCGGAUCGCCGAUCCCGAGAUUCGCAUCCAGAUGGAAAAUGAAGCGGGAAAGCAUCUCCGGUGCGGAAGCAGCGCACGUCGCUCUCCGGCCCCCCGAGCUUCAUUUAGACAUGCAUCUUACGUGAUACGGGCCCCGCGCUCCCCGGCGGAGACUCUCUUCCGGUCUCCGGUCACGUGGGGAGAGCGCUCUGCACUCUGUGCUCUGCAUUUUAGACGCUGCACCGUUAGCCAAGAUUUGUUUUCGUCUUUCUGGUGCGGCAUCCAACAUCUCCGUACUUAAAUCACGCGGCGCUCAACUGGCAUGCGAGUUAUGCAACAUUCUCAGAAGCGAGCGCACCCAGCGACCUUUUAAGCGCGUCUGCCCUGCUCCAAAUCACCACUGCCACUCCAGCGCUGACCGCGGUCGCAACCAAGGUUCCACGCAAAGCAGGCGCACUAAGGAUACCAGCCCUUCAGAGUCAACUCAAUCAGAUGAACCCAGGAUCACGAGGACAAACUAGUUGCAGUCAAGUUUCGAGUCAUCUGAAGUAGAGUGCCCACCAUGACGCACUGCCUUUGGUCGACACUGCUGGGCCUGCUGUCCGUGCUCUCCAUGGCCACCAGUCGCUCUGUGCGGCAACUACCAAGCGGAUAUCCACCAGUGCUGCCUACCGGAUACUACGGACAGCCUCCCUAUGCUUACCCACCCUACGGCUAUGGCUACCAGGCGCCACCACCCGUUUACCAACCUUACUACGACAACGUUUUUGGCGUCUUCAAGAGCUACCCCGGCGGUGGGAUCCCUGUGCGGUUCGAUUACAGUAAUCGCUGCUCACGCAACUACAUUGGCAUCAAGCCCCAUCCCGACCAGCAGCAGUACUACUACGUCUGUAAGCCCGACUGUGUUAUCUUCAGCAAAUGCCGCAGUCUUGAGAGCUUCGACGCCAGCAGCGGGCGAUGCGUGCAACGCGUUUCACAGCACAGACCGGACCACAGGCCGCCGCAGUGCCAGAAGGAGGGCCGCUUUCCACACCCUCACGACUGCCAGGUGUACUACAGGUGCGACAAAAACCGGACUCAGCCUUGGCUAUUCGCCUGCCCGUCGGGCACCAUUUUCUCGCCGGUGGAGCGCAAGUGCUUGCCCGGCGACCAGUGCCCCUCGACGGAGAUAUCGGACAGUGGCAGCUACAUUCCGCAGAACUGCGAGCUGAAGUUUCCCGAGUGCGCCGAGGAAGGCACCUUCCGUUCCCCAACGGACUGCGCCCUCUACUACACAUGUCGAUUGCAGGAAAGUGGCACCUAUCUGCAAACACGAUUUAAAUGCCCCGGCAGCAAUAGCUUUGAUCUCGAGGGAAAGUUGUGUCGCCCCCGCAGUGAAGUCGACUGCUUUGACUAUGUUCCGGGUCCCGUGCAGGUACCCUACGCUCCACAGCCCUACUAUCCACCCUAUCCAGCUGCACCACCGCUAUACGAAGAGGACGACUACGAUACGGAAGCCAAGGAGCAGCAGCCUGCCCUUAAGUCGUACCCCUCAUAUAAGUACUCAACCCACCAUCGCGCCAAGGAAAUGGCUGCAGAAAACUUAGAGGUUCAGCAAGAGGGCGUUCCGCGCAAUCUUAAGCUCUCGGAGAACGUUCCCGACCUGCCCACAAUGUCAGCGAGUGCAGCUUCCAAUCGUGAACCGUCAAAGGAUACCACCAAAUAUCAAUACACCGAUACUAAUCCAGCCAAGAACGAUGUUACGGAGGCUCCGGAACUCAAAUCGCCUUUAAAGGGCUUGCACCUUUCGCAACAUAUUGUCAUUAUCGAAAGUAAGACUACCAAACCACCAGUGGUGUCUACAUGCCCAACAAUUCCACCACCAAGUACAACUCUCAAACCAAGCACAACUUCUACAGUCACAAAAACCACCGAAGUCAUUUCAAGUAGGGAACCACAUAGAACAACGUCCGCGAAAAUAACUACUAAAAGGCAUACAACAGUUACUAAGAAAACCUCAACAGCUACCGAAAAACCGAAGACUACUGUAGUGACAAGAACAACUCAAAAACGAAGUACGGCAACCCACAACACUUCCCCAGUUAGAACAACAACAAUAGGAUCUACAACGAUUACUCCGAAAACAUCGACAGUUGCAGCAAGAACCGAAAAGACAACGAUUAGUUCUCCCAAGCCUUCUACCAAAAAAAGUACCGAAAAUACAACCACGACCUCCGUAAAAACAUCUGCCAUCACUAGCUCCACUCAAAAAGCAAUAAGUACUACUUCCAAACCGACUACAACGACCCAGAAAAUAACAACGCCGACUCCGAAACCAACUACGCUGAAAACUUCUACUCAGAAACCAAUAACUUCUACUCAGAAAGAAUCCACGGUUACUAUUACCACUAAAAAAGCUACAGAAAGUUCUCCGUUACCAACACUAAGCACUGAAAAAGCAACUACAGCUCUCAAACCAUUGACAACAACGAAUACUACUUCCGAACCGACUACAACGACCCAGAAAAUAACAACGCCGACUCCGAAACCAACUACGCUGAAAACUUCUACUCAGAAACCAAUAACUUCUACUCAGAAAGAAUCCACGGUUACUAUUACCACUAGGAAAGCUACUGAAAGUUCCCCGUUACCAACACUCAGCACUGAAAAAGCAACUACAGCUCUCAAACCAUCGACAACAACGAAUACUACUUCCGAACCGACUACAACGACCCAGAAAAUAACAACGCCGACUCCGAAACCAACUACGCUGAAAACUUCUACUCAGAAACCAAUAACUUCUACUCAGAAAGAAUCCACGGUUACUAUUACCACUAGGAAAGCUACUGAAAGUUCCCCGUUACCAACACUAAGCACUGAAAAAGCAACUACAGCUCUCAAACCAUCGACAACAACGAAUACUACUUCCGAACCGACUACAACGACCCAGAAAAUAACAACGCCGACUCCGAAACCAACUACGCUGAAAACUUCUACUCAGAAACCAAUAACUUCUACUCAGAAAGAAUCCACGGUUACUAUUACCACUAAGAAAGCUACAGAAAGUUCUCCGUUACCAACACUCAGCACUGAAAAAGCAACUACAGCUCUCAAACCAUUGACAACAACGAAUACUACUUCCGAACCAACUACAACGACCCAGAAAAUAACAACGCCGACUCCGAAACCAACUACGCUGAAAACAUCUACUCAGAAACCAAUAACUUCUACUCAGAAAGAAUCCACGGUUACUAUUACCACUAAGAAAGCUACAGAAAGUUCUCCGUUACCAACACUCAGCACUGAAAAAGCAACUACAGCUCUCAAACCAUUGACAACAACGAAUACUACUUCCGAACCAACGACAACGACCCAGAAAAUAACAACGCCGACUCCGAAACCAACUACGCUGAAAACUUCUACUCAGAAACCAAUAACUUCUACUCAGAAAGAAUCCACGGUUACUAUUACCACUAAGAAAGCUACAGAAAGUUCUCCGUUACCAACACUCAGCACUGAAAAAGCAACUACAGCUCUCAAACCAUUGACAACAACGAAUACUACUUCCGAACCAACUACAACGACCCAGAAAAUAACAACGCCGACUCCGAAACCAACUACGCUGAAAACAUCUACUCAGAAACCAAUAACUUCUACUCAGAAAGAAUCCACGGUUACUAUUACCACUAAGAAAGCUACAGAAAGUUCUCCGUUACCAACACUCAGCACUGAAAAAGCAACUACAGCUCUCAAACCAUUGACAACAACGAAUACUACUUCCGAACCAACGACAACGACCCAGAAAAUAACAACGCCGACUCCGAAACCAACUACGCUGAAAACUUCUACUCAGAAACCAAUAACUUCUACUCAGAAAGAAUCCACGGUUACUAUUACCACUAAGAAAGCUACAGAAAGUUCUCCGUUACCAACACUCAGCACUGAAAAAGCAACUACAACUCCGAAACUAUCGACAACAACGACUGCAACGACAACUACAGUGGCAGCCACUACUCGACUUACAACAACCACCAUUUCCAAAUCCUCUACGAAAACUACGUCGUCUCAAAAGCCAGAUUCUACCACGCCUAAACCUACAACAACGACGAAUCCAAAGACAACAACAGUGAUCAUUUCUACUCAAAAUCCCACAACGUCCACUCCGAAAACCUCCACGGUAAUCAUAACCACACCUAAACCAAUUUCGAGCACACAAAAGCCGACCAGUGCAACUUUCCAACCGACAUCAGUUACGGCAACAUCUAAAAGUAUCGGGACCACGAAGGUUGCAACUACCACUACUCCGCAAAACUCCACCGCCUCCACUGCAGUGACCACUGCCACGCGAUCGCCAUGUGCCGAUUCCAACUCCACCUCAGAUAAGAACACAAAUCCUGCAUGCACACAAGAACUCGAACAAGUGAAUCUACUUGAACUACAAUCACCACAGAAACAAGUAACGCUCACCGACACACAACCCAACACUUCAUUUAGCGGAAGAAGGAACACUUUGGACGGGCAGGAGGCGCCGGACUACAUGGACGAUGCACCGUCCUCCGCCGAGGCGCAAUCAGGGCAGGCCACAACAGCUAGGGCUCAAACCAUGUCCACGCUGGCGGCGGCCCACAUCCUGCAAAAACUGUUCCACAUAAUCUCCACCACGCCGCCAAGCAAGGAGCAUGCUCCUACUCAGCGACCAUCCAGUCAGCAUUCCUCCAGCCAGAGCCCGCGAGGAGUGACCAUUGCUCAGAUGGCCAGGCACAACCUGGCCACCUCUAAGCCCUUUAUCGCCCACUCCCUACGGCUAUCCAUCCAGCAGCUGGCCUCUACCCAGAAGGGCUCUGUCCAGCCCACUAGAAAGGAGCCGGAGGACUCCGAGUACUACGACAGUGAGACAUCGGAGCAGUACGCGGAUGAGGAGAACGAGGUACUGGACAAAACCCAGCCAAGGGCUAUGUCCAGCACCACUGUGGCCGCACUGAUCCCUGCUGCUCCGUCUACGACCACUAAACCAGAGUCACAUAUAACCACCUCCUUGCCAAGACAGACCAGGGCAGCUUCCUCUACCACAGCCCAGCCGAUUGAGUCGCCAACUGGAGAGCUGGAAUACGGCGACAGCUCUGAGGGCUCUGACUAUGUCAACGACGCGAACGACAUUCCGAGCGGUGUAGUCACCAGCCUGGAGGCCAGGAAGAACUUCCUGAUCAGCCUCCUGAAGCAGCGCCUAACUCAUACAGAGCUGCAGAAGCCAUUACCGGCUGCGACCACAUCCACAACACCAGGUGCCCCUCAGACAUCAAGCAGCAGUGCAGGUCCUGCGUCCACCACAAUCAAGAGCACUCUUGCGCUCACAAGUUCGACCGCACGACCAGGUCUGACUGCUAGUAAGCAUUCAGGUCCACAGGCACCUAGUCGGCAGAAAAGUUUGACACCUUUGAGUGAGGAAUACUACGAUGAGGACGAUGACUACAUGGAAGACGAACCCGCUGGCUCUUCUGAGGCUAAGAAAAAGGAGACCGGCGCAGUCUUAGUAGACGAUAGGCCACCGGCAGCCACCGCCAAGCGACACGUGGCGCAGCCUGUAGAGCAGGCGAUGUUCAAUAGACUAGCAAGCAGGAGUAGGGAAAGCGAAGUAGAAAUGAAUGCUGCAUCCGACGAGCUGCUUAAAAGAUUGGGAAGGAAGAAAACUCAGAUUCCCACCGGAAGUACGCCCAAUCGCGCAUCAGCAGUUGCUAAGGCUCUAAGGCGCAGACUUGCCGCCGAAGUUGGGCAUCCUUCUGGACUAACCGUGCCACACACAUCAUCUGAUCCAAAAGCAACCCAAGCAGUCAUGCAAACAACGACACGAACUGAAUCAUCCUCCCAAACAACACCAUCGACAUCCACAGAAACACCAGCGACACAAGCAAGCCAAAAGGCUCGAACACGCGAGUCCGGGGAGCAAAAACCAGAGUCAAUCACACAGAGUACACUAGAAAUGGUCACACAGACCACUCCAGAAUCAGCGCCACCAGCAACAGCUGUGCCCGUCGCGGUGCGCCAGGAAGUGCUGUCGGUGAACAGCAGGCCCUGGUUGCUGGCGGCGCGCAACCAAACCGUCCACCUCACACCCAUGUCCUCCAUAUCCAUCUCCUCCGACGCUCGAACGCCAAGCAACCCAGUGAGCCACGCUAACCGUUCGUUCAAUCCACUAGUGUCCAGACCCGGGGACCACUCCACGGAGAAGGUGCCGCAGCUCAUCGUGAAGGUGUACGAGCCCAUCGACCUGAAGAUCGUCUUCUGUCCGCAGUCCUGCGACCAGGACCACGACCACAAAUACGGUGCGCGUGACAGGCGAUUGUUUCCAGUGAUCUCGGCUAGGGACGAGCCAGGCGGAACGAACUUGGAGUGGAAGCCAGCAACGCACUAAUGUCCAAGUUCGCUGAUACAGCACCACCCCCUGCCCGCUACCGCCCACCGUGGCGGUCUCAUGUGCGCGGCGACAAAGUUUUUAUUCCUUUGUUUAGAAUAAGCAUAAAUGCGCACGUGUUCCGGCCGCUUUAGUGCACGGCAGAUUGGCGGGUGGCGAGAACGGGAAUGGGAACGGGAACGGGAACGGGGCCGUUAAAUUUUAAUGCGCCCGUAUCGAUACGCGAGCAUGGUCCGCGCCAGCGGAAUCUACAAAAGCGAAAAUCGCGUGUCACCAUCGUGGAAUUCCUGUUCCUCUAACGCUGCCUGCGAAGUCUCGAUAAGGCAAUUGGCAUCUGGAGGUUAGUUGCCGGGCCGAGAAUGGCAGCUGCAUCGCCACACUCACUCAUACUCUGGAGCCCAUGGGAGCUCGCCUAUGAAUAUCCCAUGAGCUCACGCACUUCCACAUCUGCUCGUACUUUGCGUAAAUUCGCAAUGUCGCAACUCUAAUCAAUACCGCCAAAAGUUGACUCAGACCUCAACGCGGAGUCCACGCGGAGAUGGAGGAACGUCAUCCAAAGCAAGGAUAUUAGUUACAGGAUAUUCUAAUAUUUCGUUGUACCUUUUACAUUAUUUGCCAAUUUACCUAUUGCCUAUUGAACUAAAUUUCGAAAUUUAAAUGC